AUGGCGUCUGUGUCGGCUACUUGUGUUAGGUUUCAAACUUCACUAAUCAAGCAGUCCAUCAAGAAUAACCAGAUGGGAAUAACACCUAGUUUGAAGCUGGUUUCCCUGGCUUGGGCAAGUGGUGGUUCCCCUUCUCUGAGAACCUCCCGCUUCCAAGUCUCUUGCGCGGCAAAGCCUGAGACAGUGCAGAAAGUAUGUGAAAUUGUGAGGAAGCAAUUGGCUUUGCCUGCCGAGUCUGAGCUCCACUCUGCAUCAAAGUUUUCAGAUCUUGGUGCUGACUCCCUUGACACAGUGGAAAUAGUGAUGGGGCUGGAGGAAGAGUAUGGCAUUAUUGUUGAAGAAGAUAACUCUCAGAACAUAACCACCGUCCAAGAAGCUGCUGAAUUGAUAGAAAAACUUGUUCAAAAGAAAAGUGGAGCUUAG
Ilex paraguariensis (yerba mate) is the source of this 423-nucleotide messenger RNA. Lineage: Eukaryota; Viridiplantae; Streptophyta; Magnoliopsida; Aquifoliales; Aquifoliaceae. The record is from the annotation of a GenBank genome assembly.